This is a messenger RNA of Hypanus sabinus (Atlantic stingray), 1777 nucleotides long. RefSeq names its product protein delta homolog 1. The transcript is spliced from 5 exons. Gene Ontology annotation, cellular component: protein-containing complex; plasma membrane. The record is from RefSeq and is a predicted model, not a curated record. Gene Ontology annotation, biological process: heterophilic cell-cell adhesion; establishment or maintenance of epithelial cell apical/basal polarity. Gene Ontology annotation, molecular function: calcium ion binding. NCBI's taxonomy places the organism in Eukaryota, Metazoa, Chordata, Chondrichthyes, Myliobatiformes, Dasyatidae. The coding region runs from base 1 to 1182 and encodes 393 amino acids.
AUGGAUCUUCACUCUGCUCAUUCGAUGCUAAGGUGCUGCAUUUUGAUCCUCACUGUCGGUGGAUUUGCCCAAGGGGCUGAGUGCCAACCUGGCUGUCAUUCAUUAAAUGGAUUCUGUGAGGUCGCUGGUGAAUGCAGGUGUAAGUCUGGUUGGCAAGGAGAGUUGUGUGAUAAGUGCAUCCCUUCUCCUGGCUGUUUACAUGGGACGUGCACCAAACCAUGGGAGUGUGUUUGUAAAGAAGGUUGGACUGGCAGUCUGUGCAACAAAGCGUCCCAUAAUUGUUCCGCUGAAUAUCCAUGUACUAGUAACUCUACGUGUAUAAGGAAUGAAGAUGGUGAUUAUGUGUGUAGCUGUGUAGAGGAGUUCACAGGAAAAGAAUGCCAAUUUAGGAAAAGGCCUUGCAAUGACAAUGGACCUUUUUGCCAGAAUGGAGGAAGUUGCUUUGAAGAUAGUCGGACUGCAGUUAAGAACUACUGCUUAUGUUUGCCUGGUUUUACUGGGGACUUCUGUGAAAUAAGCAUCAAUAAUUGUAAUCCAAACCCUUGUGCCAACCAUGGAACCUGCACAGAUCUGGUUUCCAGCUUUAGCUGUCUUUGCCUUAAAGAAUUCACUGGCAAAUCCUGUGAAUAUAGAGUCACACCUUGCCUUAACCAUCCAUGUCAAAAUGGAGGCACAUGCCAUGACCGUCCUGAGGGCGGCUUCGAUUGUGCAUGUUUGCCUGAUUAUUUAGGAGAAAUCUGCCAAGAAAGAACAUUUAAGAACUUUAAGCAUGACUCGAAGCAAAACAUAUCCAAGCGUCCAAGAGCAAAAUGGGUCAGUCACAGCAAGUAUUUUCAUUCUAUGCUACAUGCUUCUCAUAAAUCAAUACCACAACAAGAAAACGAUUUGAUUAGGAUCACGAGGAAAGAAACCACCCACACAUCCGACCCUCUGCUUAAUAGCAGUCAACUGAUCUGUUUUACAGUACUUGGGUUAUUGACCUGUCUUGUGAUCCUGGGAACUACAGGAAUCAUCUUCUUCUCCAGGUGUGAAAUGUGGCUGGCAAAUGCUAAGUAUCGACAUCUCCUCUGGAAGCAAAGAAGGUAUUUACUCCAAGACAAAAAUGAAGACCUUUCAGUUAAAAUCAUAUCUCCAAGCAUGAAUAAAUUUCCAAGCUAUGGAAAGAAUUAUACAUCUAUCUAACUUUUUAUUGUUUUGUUUAUAAAUUGAAUACAUCUACAUACUGCAUUAUUUACUAAUGUUUUCAAUUGUUACAGUGUAAUGAAGUGUUUUGUUAAUAAUAUACCACAUUAUUUAAAUGGUUUUGAUCUUUGCUAUAACACAUGUUUACAUUCAUGUAAAGUGCUUGUCCAGGAUUUUCAACAAAAAUGGUAAUUACAUGACAUCUGGUCAUUUUUGACCACCCAUCAUUCAGUAAUCAGCAGAAGGCAGGUAAGACAGAAUCUUAUCUGUUUACAUACAUAUCCCUUUUAACUUCUUACAUACUUGUGGUUCCAACAUAAUUGUGUCCUGUUUUACUCUGAAAAUAGUCAUUUUAGUCAAAAUGUGUGUCAUAUGAUGAAAUAUAUUUAGCCAGAUACAUUAAUAAAAUUCUCAUGUUUAAGAUGUUCAUGUACUUAAAGAGCUUGCUAUUUAUUAUACUUAAGUCACAGUCUGGCAUUAUGACAGUGUUGUGACAAUGUUCAUUUUGCAUCCCAAAUACAAUAAUUAAAUUUAAAACUUUGACCAAAUAAGCAUUUUUCUUUGACUGUCACACAAUGUACUCAGAUGUAGUGGC